AUGCCUACUCGCAAUAAUUCUGUUUUGGACUGGUGCUUUACCAACAAGCCUAAACUGCUAUUAAAACCAGUACAGUUACCCAAGAUUGGAAGUGGUGAUCACAACGCUCUUCUGAUUAACCCAGUAAAUGGUAAUCAGUCCUCAAAUGUGAGGGCUAAAUCCAAAAUAUUGCGUGACACCAGGGUCAGUCGUUUACAGGACUUUGGGGCAUGGAUAACAACUUAUGACUGGUCAGCAAUUUUAAACAUCUCGGAGGUGCAGGUGAAGUUUGACUUACUACGCAGUUGUCUGAUGAAGGCUGUUGACACAUUUUUUCCAUCCAGGAAAGUUGAAAUCUCGGCAACCGACAAACCGUGGAUCACCUCAAGUUUGAAACUCCUGAUUGCAAGCGCCAAAAAGCCCUCCCUAAAUGGGGGAAGACUUCUGACAUUUACAAGCAACUUCGGAAUAGAGUCCAGGAAGCGUGCUCUAAAUCUAAGAAACGUUUUUAUGAGAACAAAGUCUGGUCUGCAGGACUCGAAUAUCUCUCGGUGGUGGAGGGACAUCAAAGAGUUGCGUGGCCUUUCGCGCUCUGGUGAUUGGUCAGCUCAGCUGAUUGGCAGCAAAAUUCCUGAUGAAGCUACACUAGCACUGAAGUUUAACAAAUUUCUUGGCAGUCUGACGGCUCACUUUCGUCCCUUAGAGCCUCUCUCACCGGUAUUUGGACCGGUGCCUGCGCACCUGUAUGUCUCCAAGCGUACAGUGUAUAGGACCCUACGAGCCUUGAAGGUAAAAAAAUCCCCAGGUUCCGAGUUGA
Molecule: messenger RNA, 796 nt
Organism: Porites lobata
Lineage: Eukaryota; Metazoa; Cnidaria; Anthozoa; Scleractinia; Poritidae
Source: the annotation of a GenBank genome assembly